Drosophila kikkawai is the source of this 2620-nucleotide messenger RNA. Its product is annotated as probable ATP-dependent RNA helicase DDX23. Lineage: Eukaryota; Metazoa; Arthropoda; Insecta; Diptera; Drosophilidae. Gene Ontology annotation, biological process: mRNA splicing, via spliceosome. Gene Ontology annotation, cellular component: catalytic step 2 spliceosome. Gene Ontology annotation, molecular function: ATP binding; RNA binding; RNA helicase activity. The record is from RefSeq and is a predicted model, not a curated record.
CCCAUCUCUAGUUUACAGAAAUUAAAAUAAUUCCGGAAAAAACAAUGGUUAACGAUAAGAAACGUCGCUCGCGGUCGCGGGAACGCUACCGGGACGACCGCCCGGCCUUGGGCAAUCCCCGGGACCGGGAGCGGGAUAGAGAACGCGGCAGGGAGCGACAGGACAGGCCGUACGACAGGGAGAAGGACAGACGUCAGCGGCGGUCGCGUUCCCGGGAGGAUCGUGGCAGGCGCAGGUCACCCGAACGGCAACGGCCCCGGGAUAAUGCCCGUGAGCGAUCCAGGGAAAGAGGCAAUGCCGAGAAGAAGCCAAAGCUGGAGGGGGGAGACGGCAGUGGCCCGCCCAAGCCAUUGAUUGUUCAGGAUGAUGAACCCAACGACGACACCAAGGACACCAAGCUCAAGAAGGAGCCCCUCUCCCUGGAAGAACUAUUAGACAAGAAGAAGCGCGAGGAGGAGGCCCGGAGUAAGCCCGUUUUCCUCACCAAAGAGCAACGCGCCCAGGAAGCGCUCAAGCGUCGCCAAGAGGAAGUGGAGCGGGUAAGAGCCGCCCACGAGGCUGCGCGCGAGCAAAUGGCCGCCGCCAGCAAGGUCAGCAUCUCCAUGGGCACGGCCAUGGCCUCGGGGGCACCGCCGCCGGCCAUAAUGGCGCCGCCACCCAAGCCAGAUCGUCGGGAGCGUGGAGGAGGAGGCGGCGGCGGUGGUCGUGGCGAUCGCGGCGGCGACAGAGGAGAGCGCGGUGAACGCGGAGAACGUGGCGGUGGCGGAGAUGACAAGCGGGCAGAGGACCUCACCCACAAGGACAAAGAAAAGGAGCUGGAGGCUAUUCGAGAACGGUAUCUGGGCAUCAUCAAGAAGAAGCGACGAGUGCGGCGUCUCAACGAUCGCAAAUUUGUGUUUGAUUGGGAUGCCGGCGAGGACACCUCCAUAGACUACAACAAUCUGUACAAGGAGCGCCACCAUGUGCAGUUCUUUGGACGCGGCAAUGUGGCAGGAAUCGACAUCAAGGAGCAGAAGCGCACACAGAGCAAGUUCUACGGGGAUCUGCUCGAGAAGCGGCGGACCGAGGCGGAGAAGGAGCAGGAGAAGGUGCGCCUAAAGAAGAUGAAGCGCAAGGAGGACAAGCAAAAGUGGGACGAUCGCCACUGGUCCGAGAAGGACAACGAUGAGAUGACCGAGCGGGAUUGGCGCAUCUUCCGCGAGGACUACAACAUCACCAUCAAGGGCGGCCGGAUACCCAAUCCCAUCCGGAGCUGGAGUGAGUCCGGGUUCCCCAAGGAGAUCAUCGACAUCAUCGACAAGGUGGGCUACAAGGAGCCCACGCCCAUUCAACGCCAGGCCAUUCCCAUUGGCCUGCAGAACAGGGACAUUAUUGGCGUGGCCGAGACUGGCUCCGGCAAGACGUUGGCCUUCCUCAUACCCCUUCUGUCCUGGAUCCAGUCGCUGCCCAAGAUCGAGCGACUGGAGGAUGUGGAUCAGGGACCAUAUGCCAUUAUUAUGGCUCCCACUCGUGAGUUGGCCCAGCAGAUCGAGGAGGAGACCACGAAAUUCGGCCAGCCGCUGGGUAUACGCACGGUGGUCGUGGUGGGCGGUUUGUCCCGCGAGGAGCAGGGCUUCCGCCUGCGCCUGGGCUGUGAGAUUGUCAUCGCCACGCCGGGUCGUCUCAUUGAUGUGCUGGAGAAUCGCUACCUGGUGCUCAACCAGUGCACCUACAUUGUGCUCGACGAGGCCGACCGCAUGAUAGACAUGGGUUUCGAGCCCGAUGUCCAGAAGAUCCUGGAGUACAUGCCGGUGACGAAUCUCAAGCCGGAUACCGAGGAGGCCGAGGACGAGAGCAAGCUGAUGGAGAACUUUUACACCAAGAAGAAGUACCGCCAGACGGUGAUGUUCACGGCCACGAUGCCGCCGGCGGUGGAGAGGCUUGCCAGGUCGUAUCUCCGGCGUCCUUCUACGGUGUAUAUUGGCUCGGUGGGCAAGCCCACGGAGCGCACGGAGCAGAUCGUGUACAUGAUGGGCGAGAACGACAAGCGCAAGAAGCUCAUGGAGAUCCUCUCGCGCAAGAUCGAUCCUCCUAUUAUCAUUUUCGUCAACCAGAAGAAGGGCGCCGAUGUCUUGGCCAAGGGUCUGGAGAAGCUGGGCUACAACUCGUGCACUUUGCAUGGUGGUAAAGGACAGGAGCAGCGAGAGUAUGCCUUGGCUGCUCUCAAAUCGGGAGCCAAGGAUAUUCUGGUGGCCACCGAUGUGGCUGGUCGUGGUAUUGACAUCAAGGAUGUCUCCCUGGUCAUCAACUACGACAUGGCCAAGACCAUCGAGGACUACACCCAUCGUAUAGGUCGUACGGGUCGUGCUGGCAAGACGGGUUGCGCCAUUUCCUUUGUCACCAAGGACGACAGCGCCUUGUUCUACGACCUGAAGCAGUGCGUCACAGCCAGUCCGGUGUCGGUGUGUCCGCCGGAGCUGACGAAUCACCCGGAGGCGCAGCACAAGCCGGGCACAGUGGUCACCAAGAAGCGGCGGGAGGAGAAAAUAUUCGCCUGAGUUUGGACAUAAAAUCUUUAAAAACUUUUAGGAAAAUAAGUAAAAAUAACUAAUAAAGGUUCUACAAAAUUUCUUUUUGGAAA